AUGGAGAUGGGUUAUUGGGUGGAAAAUAGGUGGGUUUGGGACCUUAAAUGGAAAGAAAGAAUUUCUGGUGAAGAUACUUUGAAACUUGGUGUUAUGAAGCAGAUAAUCUCUUCUUACUCGCUGAUCAAAGGGAAAAAAGAUACAUGGGUGUGGACUUUGGAAGGCGAUGGCCAUUACUCUGUAAAGUCUGCUUAUGAUCUUAUCUCUGGCUUGGAUACUACAGCUGGUGUAACAGUAUUCAGUAAAUUAUGGAAGGCGUGUGCACCUUCGAAUGCGGUGGCAUUGGGCUGGCGUGUUCUCUUAAAUAGAUUACAGACAAAGGAAAAUUUAGCCCGAAGAAAUAUCCCAAUUGGCAAUCUUUCCUGCCCUUGGUGUGGUUCAGAAACAGAAUCUACUUCUCAUCUGUUAUUCACGUGUGGCUUUGCGUGGAAGGUAUGGACUCUGCUGCUUCGCUGGCUUAAUUUGGUGCUGGUGCUCCCUGAUGAACCGAGCUAUCACUUUGCCCAAUUCGUGGAAAGCUGUUCUUUAUUGAAAAGAAAUGCAUUAUCAGCAGUGUGGUUGGCUUCAGUGGGGAUGUUAUGGAAUGGAAGAAAUUCAGUCAUCUUUAGGGAGGAGACAGUGGAUACUAAUGACUUGAGUGAAAGGAUAAAAUUAAAAUCAUGGAAUUGGCUCAGGGCUAGGCAGCAUGAAUUUCAAUACUCUUUUUUUGAGUGGUGUAAUGAUCCUUUGCUUUGUCUACCUUGA
Messenger RNA from Lotus japonicus, 744 nucleotides. RefSeq lists its product as uncharacterized. The record is from RefSeq and is a predicted model, not a curated record. The coding region runs from base 1 to 744 and encodes 247 amino acids. NCBI's taxonomy places the organism in Eukaryota, Viridiplantae, Streptophyta, Magnoliopsida, Fabales, Fabaceae. The transcript has a single exon.